AAAUGCGAUUUGCGUGAAAAAAUGGCAAAAAAAUCAAAGAAUAUACGGUGAAAGUUUGAAAAAAAUCGUUAAUGUAGUUUCGGAGAUAUAGGUCUAAAAUGCCAAAAAAGUCGUAAUUUUAACAAAAAAUCCGGUUUUUCACCCGGAAGGAAACUUUUCCGGGUUUCGAAAAGUCGAUAUUUCGAUAGAUCUCGUCGAGUUACGUAGGAUAGAAUUUUUUUCCGAUUUUUUCGCCCCCAAAUAAAGCCGUAAAAAAACACGCCAAUCAGUCAGUGAAUGUCGGUUUCGGUUGUAUAGUUAUUGAGAAACUCGUAACGAUUAGUAGGCUCAACUAAACUCUAGCAUACUGGUGACGUAUUCCCCCCCACUUUUGCCAGCAAAGUGAGAUUUAUAAAUUACAUUUUAUAAAAUGUCUUCUAAGUGGACUAACUGGAGAGAACCUUCUAAAAACUUGCCCUCCUGUUCAACAGAAGAAGUAGAUGAAUUUGUUUCUACAAAAUUUAACAAACACCAGAAGAAAAUUAACGUUUUAUCGGACAGCGAAGAUGAAGAUGCUCAAGAAUAUAUCGAAGAUGAUGAUGAAGAUGUCGACGAUGCUGAUAGAGAAGGUAGUGAUGAAGAUAUCACAGGAGAAAAUUAUGAAAAUGACGAUAAUGAUGUAACGAAGAAACCAAGAGAAAAUAUUAGUAAUAAUUCUGCUGAAGAAAGUAAUGACGAGGUGUCGCUCCCAGACAGUUUUAUUCAAGACACUGAGGACAUUGACCUAACGGCGCCGCCCGAAGGAUUGACAGUCGAAUUGAAGGUGCACCAGAGGAGCGCGUUGUCUUGGUUGAUCUGGAGAGAAACUCAGAAACCUCCCGGUGGCAUCCUAGCUGAUGAUAUGGGUCUAGGGAAAACCUUAACGAUGAUCUCGUUGAUAUUAAAGAGCAGAGAACUCGAUCGAAACGAUAACGAUGGGAAAACUCGACGUUCUAGUAACAAAGACAAAGGCGGUACUCUUGUAGUGUGCCCGGCAAGUCUCCUAUAUCAAUGGUCCAAAGAGCUGGUUCAAAGGACCGAAGAUGGACUGUUAUCGUUCAAUUUACACCACGGCCCCAAAAGGGAAACUAAUGCCAAAACGCUCGCCGAAUACGACGUGGUUUUCACUACGUACAAGCUGGUGAGCGGCGAAUUUGAAAAGAAAGGACCUUUGUUUAAGGUGGAAUGGUCGAGGAUAAUCGUCGACGAGGCUCAUGAAAUUCGGAAUUACAAAUCCAAAACGAGCAAUGCCGUUUGCGAAUUGCAUUCGAAAUUUCGAUGGGCCGUGACGGGUACUCCUGUACACAACAAGGAAUCAGAUAUGUACGCGCUAUUGAAAUUCUUAAGAUAUAGCCCGUUCGAUGAUUUGACCGUUUGGAAGAGAUCGAUCGGCGACAAGUCGGAAGGAGGCUACGAACGAUUGCGUACGGAAAUUAUACCCUUCAUUAUGUUGCGAAGAACGAAAGAGGAAUUAUCGAAUAUGAGACUUUUGAACGUUCUACCAGAACGAACGUACGAAAUGAUUAAUGUUCCUCUAGUCGCUGAAGAACACGAAAUUUACAAUAAAAUUUUGAUCCACUCCAAAACGUUGUUUGCCCAAUUUCUCUCCCAGCAGGCCGAGAAACAUGAAGAGAAGCGAAUCGAUAUCAACUCAAAACCAAACGAGGUAGAUUUCAAAAAGAAACAAAGCUUGCUCCAAUUAAAGGAAAUCAAAAAACAUGAAAUCUUAGUUAGGCUUCUCAGAUUAAGACAGAUUUGCAACCAUCCUUCGUUGAUAAUUAAUAUGUUGAACAAAGAUAACGACGUUAAUGUAUUGGGAGACGAUAUCGAUGAAUUGGAGGCUGAAAUGGAGGGUUUUAAUAUACUAGACGAAUUACAAAAUUUGUCAUUAUCGGAUCAUCCGAAUGGAAACGAUUCGCGCGAAGAUAUCAAUCGAGGUGCGUCAUGUUCGAAAGAGGCCGCCAAUGCUUUAAUAAAACCAUCGCAUCCGAUAUUUCAAACGAAGCGAAUGAGUUCCAAAAUGCGGGUGUUAUUCAAACUUAUUGAAGAAAAACUUUUAAACAACGAUGAUAAAGCAGUGAUCGUGUCCCAAUGGCCGAGUUUCUUGCGUUUAAUAGCUCAUCAUUUGAAGGAACAAAAUAUACCGUUCUGUCAGUUAGAUGGAAAAGUUCCUGUAGCUAAACGACAGGAAAUCAUUGAUCAGAUUAACGACCCCAAUAGACCAACUAAGAUCCUGUUAUUGUCUUUAAAAGCUGGAGGCGUUGGUUUAAAUUUAAUGGGUGCAAAUCACUUGUUUAUUAUGGAACCUCAUUGGAACCCCCAAAUGGAAAUUCAGGCCGUUGCUAGAGUGUAUAGAUUAGGCCAAGAGAAGCCUGUAUUUAUUUAUAAACUCAUAGCUGCGGAAACCAUCGAAAAAGAAAUUUUAGAUAUACAGGAAAAAAAAAUUAAUAUUGCGGAUAGCAUGUUUACCACGGAUGAAACCAUGGAUGAAAAUGAGCUUACAUUGCAAGAUUUGGAACAAUUAUUCCAAAUGUGAUUUGAAUAUUCUACUAUUAUUUUACUACUUAUUUACUUAUUUACUUAUUUACUUAUUUACAACUUAUUUACUACUUAUUAUUUUAUAUACAGUGCAUUUCUUUAAUGUCCCCCCCCCCUUUUUUUAUUUUUUGAACGAAUCAACUUAGAAAAUUGAAAUUUGGGAUAAUGAAACUAAUGCAUGAUUACCAUAUACCUAUUAGUACUAUACUGCUAACUCCCUAUCUAUUCCAUGAGAGAAAAUCGUAGCGAUUAAAGAGAGAGAUCCGACCCUCCGUAGUGUGCUUAGUCGUUUAUACGCAAGCGCGUUAUUUUAAAAGGACCAAUAGCGAGUAGCUGAGACCUAAAACGAAAAAAAGGAAAAUAAUACUUGAAAUCGUGUUUAAAUUCGGUAACCCGCCAUAUUUAUACACGCAAGUCGAAGUCGAUUUUAAAAAUAUAUUAACAAAAUUAUCAAAUAAUGAAAUAAUUUUUGCAAUCACUUUCAAAUCAUUUUAAAAUUAUUAUCAAAAAAUUAAAAUAAUUCAAAAAAAUUGAAUUAGGUAUCUCCCUAAAAUUUUAUACUUGUUAAUUUAAAAAAAAUAAAUUCUUUGACUUAAAAUUUAUUAAAUUAAUUGUGUUUGACCUUAUUUUGCAAAAUUAAUAUUUUUCGAAAAAAUAUAACAAAUUUGAAAUAUUCGAUAAUUUUUUCAAUGAGUGUUUACAUAUUUUUAUUGUAUAUUGAAUUUUUACUAAAUUAAACCAAACGGAACUUACUUUCUGGACGUACCUAUAUUUAUAAUUUUCAAGAAAAUAAAACUCAGAUAAAAUAUUUACAUUUUAUUGGUUACAAAAUAAAAUUAAUUUAGUGUACUUAUUUUUAAUGUAUGUAUCUUUGACCGAUGCUAAUUUAGCUACGUGAUGUAGCCUAAUUUUGAGAAAAACAUCAAUAAUUGCUUUUAUUAAUUGUUGUACAUGGUUUUCCAGCGGAUCCUGCUCAAUUAUGUGUUCUUUCAUUUCUUUAUAAUUAAAAACUUUUUUAAAACUUAAACUAAAUAUUUUUGUGGCCAAGAUUAAAUUUAUAUUUUUUUUAUUAAAAUUUGUUGUCUGUCUAAUGACUCUCACCUAUUUUACAUAUAUAUGUGCAGUCUUCUGCGGGAUAAGAAAGUUUAUUAUUUUUGUUUUUUAUCCCUAUUAAAAUAAUUUUUUUGUCUGAAAACAAUUGUUCUUUACAAAAAUCACAAGUGAUACAUUUGCUUAGUUUAUUUGCGAUAUAUCCACUGAUGUAUCCAACAACGUCUUCUAUAUAAGAAUUUAAUUCCCACAUUGUGGUUAUAUAAUCGUGGUCGAAUACAUCGGCAGUUACAUUGUCUUCUAUUAUUGUAUUAUUACACAAUCGUUUUGAACUUACGUCUAGUAUAUCUAUUCCAUCCGCCAAACAAUUUGAAUUUGUAAAAAAAGUUUCAUUUUUGAUUAAUAGUCUUUUAAGCACUUUCAAAUUACACACAAUAAAAAUCACUUAAAUAGACGAUAUGCACAACGGUGAAAAAUAAAAAUGGCUUCCACUCUCCAAUUUCCACCUAAAUGAAAGCUAGCACGUUUCAUUUGCUCUGUCAAAAGUAGCCAAUCAAGAAAUCUUUCACUUGAGCAUGCGCAUAAAUAAGCAGGCACACCACAGUAUAAUGUUUGUUACGGGUUUUAGACCGUAGUAAGCGGUAUAGUACUAAUAGGUAUAUGAUGAUUACUAUAUUUUGGAGUAAAAUUGACAGAUGAAAAUUUCAAGAUGGCGACUGGGCGCUAUCUUGGGAAAUAAAUUUAAAUGGAAAGGGGGGUCUUGUGAUACAUCAUUUUGAAGCUCCUGACAAAUACUCUACAACCCUGGAAUAUAAAGUCAAUAUCUGCACCCAUUUCAAAAUGGCGGAACAUU
Messenger RNA from Phyllotreta striolata, 4459 nucleotides. Lineage: Eukaryota; Metazoa; Arthropoda; Insecta; Coleoptera; Chrysomelidae. The record is from the annotation of a GenBank genome assembly.